Molecule: messenger RNA, 1236 nt
Organism: Anisakis simplex (herring worm)
Lineage: Eukaryota; Metazoa; Nematoda; Chromadorea; Rhabditida; Anisakidae
Source: the annotation of a GenBank genome assembly
AUGAAGCUAAAUGGGUCAGCCUGCCAGUCAGAAGAAAUAUCGGCAAUGAGUGAUAAAUUAAACACAAUUUGUAUCGAUGCAAAAUUCAUUUCGACUGUUCACGUUGAAGUUCGACUCAAGAAAGGAGUCAGUAAAUUAGAGGUUGAAAAAUGUCGACCGUCGAUCCGCGACGCAUUGCUUUCAUCAGAGAAUGUGCUCAACUGGCGUCCCAUUUCGCUAUCAGACGAUAAUGGCGACCUUUCGAAAAUGAUCGAUAAUAUUCUGGUCGGAUGCUCUGCGAGACCGGACGGUAGUGUAUUGAAUCUACGCAAUUUAACGAUAUUGGAUUCAAAUGUGCAUAUUUAUCGAAUGAUGGAAUACGAACCCGAAAAACAAGAGAUAUGCGUUGACAACGAUACACAGAGCACAUCAGUUGGGUCACAGAUUUGGGCAUUGCCAUGCCAGGAGUUCGAUCAAAUCUGGGAGAAUUUGAUAUUUAGUGAUAAUAUCAAAAAUGAGCUCCUUUCAUAUAUCUACGCGGUAUUGCGCAUAUCGGACCGCGGUGCAAACACGUCGAUUCUACGCAUCAAUCGACUUAUACUUUUGCACGGUCCACCUGGAACGGGCAAAACGUCGUUGUGUAAAGGUCUCGCCCAAAAACUAUCGAUUCGCCUCAACAAACGAUACAAGCAGUCAGUCUUCGUUGAAAUCAACAGCCAUAGUCUCUUCUCGAAAUGGUUUUCUGAGAGUGGUAAAUUGGUGCAGAAGAUGUUCGAUCACAUUGAAGAAUUGGCCGACGAUAAUAAAACACUUAUUUUUGUGCUUAUCGAUGAGGUGGAGAGUCUGUCGAUGGCAAGGGCGGGUGCGUUGAAUAGAAACGAGCCGGGCGAUGCGGUGCGUGCCGUGAACGCAUUGUUGACUCAGAUCGAUCGAAUUCGACGAUUUCCGAACGUUCUCGUGCUGACCACUUCCAAUAUAUCCAAGAGUCUGGAUGAGGCGUUCAUCGAUCGCGCUGACAUCAGCCGUUUUGUGGGACAUCCAUCUGUUUACGCGGUCUAUGCGAUUCUUCUGUCGUGCAUCCAGGAAAUGCAGCGGGUAUCAGCAUUGGGCUUGAGUGGACGAGCACUAAGGCAGUUGCCUGUGUUGGCGUAUUCAAAGACUAAUUCGGAGAGUAUAACAAUAGAACAGUGUCUAGAUGCCUUUCAAAUGGCAAUCGAUGAGAAACGUCACUCAUCGAGCAGCAGCUCAUCGCUUUGA